CUGACUAUAAAAGAAUAGAGAAGGAAGAGCUUCAGUGACCGGCUGCCUGGCUGACUUACAGCAGUCAGACUCUGACAGGAUCAUGGCUAUGAUGGAGGUCCAGGGGGGACCCAGCCUGGGACAGACCUGCGUGCUGAUCGUGGUCUUCACAGUGCUCCUGCAGUCUCUCUGUGUGGCUGUAACUUACGUGUACUUUACCAACGAGCUGAAGCAGUUUGCAGAAAAUGAUUGCCAGAGACUAAUGUCUGGGCAGCAGACAGGGUCAUUGCUGCCAUCUUGAAGUCUACCUUGCUGAGUCUACCUUGCUGAGUCUACCCUGCUGACCUCAAGCCCCAUCAAAGACUGGUUGACCCUGGCCUAGACAACCACCGUGUUUGUAACAGCACCAAGAGCAGUCGCCAUGGAAAUCCACUUUUCAGAACCAAGGGCUUCUGGAGCUGAAGAACAGGCACCCAGUGCAAGAGCUUUCUUUUCAGAGGCACGCAAAUGAAAAUAAUCCCCACACGCUACCUUCUGCCCCCAGUGCCCAGGUGUGGUUAGUUAGAGAAUAUAGCCUCAGCCUAUGAUAUGCUGCAGGAAACUCAUACUUUGAAGUGGAAAGGAUGGGAGGAGGCGGGGGGAGACAUAUCGUAUUAAUUAUCAUUCUUGGAAUAACCACAGCACCUCACGUCAACCCGCCAUGUGUCUAGUCACCAGCAUUGGCCAAGUUCUAUAGGAGAAACUACCAAAAUUCAUGAUGCAAGAAACAUGUGAGGGUGGAGAGAGUGACUGGGGCUUCCUCUCUGGAUUUCUAUUGUUCAGAAAUCAAUAUUUAUGCAUAAAAAGGUCUAGAAAGAGAAACACCAAAAUGACAAUGUGAUCUCUAGAUGGUAUGAUUAUGGGUACUUUUUUUCCAUUUUAUUUUUCUAUAUUUUACAAAUUUUCUACAGGGAAUGUCAUAAAAAUAUCUAUGCUAUCCAUGUAUAAUUUUCAUAUAGAUUGAAAGAACACAGCAUUUUUAUAUAGUCUUAUGAGAAAACAACCAUACUCAAAAUUAUGCACACACACAGUCUGAUCUCACCCCUGUAAACAAGAGAUAUCAUCCAAAGGUUAACUAGGAGGUGAGAACAUAGCUGCUAUUAGUGGUUGUUUUGUUUUGUUUUGUUUUGUUUUGUUUUGUGAUUUACUUAUUUAGUUUUUGGAGGGUUUUUUUUUUUCUUUUAGAAAAGUGUUCUUUACUUUUCCAUGCUUCCCUGCUUGCCUGUGUAUCCUGAAUGUAUCCAGGCUUUAUAAACUCCUGGGUAAUAAUGUAGCUACAUUAACUUGUUAACCUCCCAUCCACUUAUACCCAGGACCUUACUCAAUUUUCCAGGUUCCUUCCACCUCCUCCUGAAAGUAUUUCUGGAAAAUACUCAGAAGGGAUCACAGGCUCUAGCCAGCAAUUGGUGCUAACCUGGGCUAGUCCCUGUGGCACGAGCUCCACCACCACCAUCCAUGUCAAACUCCACCUCAGUUGAUAAGUUUUUGCCUGCUGCCAUUACUGCCUGAUCACAGGCAGCUUUCAACUCUGCACCUUGCCUCUCACAGCUGAAGCCUCCCAUAUUCAGCCAUUUCCUGCUGAGAUAGCUUACAGCUGAUGUGAAGUGAAAAGGCAUACCGCUCCCUCCUUUCUGUGUCAUGCACACCUUUUUGCCCCAACAAGUUACAGAGACUUGUGAGCCUGCUUGUUCAAUGUAAUCAAACCGAAGCUUGGCCAGAGCCAACUCAUACUGAGUGAACUGGGACAGUGUCCAGGGAAAGUUUGCUCUUCCUGGAACCACCCUCGGGCCUUGUGGCUGAUCCCAGUUUCUCGUCUCUUCCUUCUUGAUCCUUUCCCACAGUUUGCUAGACAUGCUCUCAUAUUUCUGAAUCAUAUGUGACUGAGUGCCUUCCUUGGAAAGGUUUUGCAUCUCCCAAGUCAAUUCGAGGUGCAACUGGAUGUUUACAGGUGGGGCAGGCAGGGGCAAGGAAAUGUACCUAAGUCCAUGGCCAGUCAUAUCUCAACUCAGGAGGCCCCAGCUUCACCUCCAACUACAUAUACUACGGGAAUGUUUUUCUCUUGUAAUUUAAAAGAGGAAGACAGAAAAUAAACAUUUGUUUAAAAGUAAAUGAAUGAUCCAUGUCAGCGUGUGUGGAAGAAAUUUAUUAACUCAAGUUUGCACCUUUGCAUUUGAGGGACCUUGGCCAAAUGUCCAAGGGUUACGUGGCUGAGUACAGAACUGUGUGAUUCUAGCUGGGACCUCUCAUAAACAGUUAAGAUAUUUUGAUUUAAAAUGAUAUUGUCUUUCUAUAGGAAGGAGUGAGUCGUCGUUCAAUUUGAUCCUCCCUUCAACCUUUGCAGUACCUUAGUUCAAAUAACAGAUUAAAAUUGUCAUUUUCUCAUUUAUUUCCCCAGGUAGAGUCAAUUCAGCAGAUUUUUUUUUUUUUUUUUGAGACGGAGUCUCGCUCUGUUGCCCAGGCUAGAGUGCAAUGGCACGAUCUCAGCUCACUGCAAGCUCCGCCUCCCGGGUUCACACCAUUCUCCUGCCUCAGCCUCCCAAGUAGCUGGGACUACAGGCGCCCGCCACCACGCCCAGCUAAUUUUUUGUAUUUUUUUAGUAGAGACAGGGUUUCACUGGGUUAGCCAGGAUGGUCUCGAUCUCCUGACUUUGUGAUUCACCCGCCUCGGCCUCCCAGAGUGCUGGGAUUAUAGUCAUGAGCCACCGCGCCUGGCCAAUUCAGCAGAUUUUUUCAGGGAAAUAACGUCUCUUCCAUCCCACUUGUUAAAACAAAACAAAACAGAAGAGAAGAAAUGAGCAAAGCAAACAAACAAACAAAACCCUUCUGGCUUUGUUUGGACCUUCUGUUUCCUGUUUUUCUCAAUUAAACAAUUGUCAGCCUGAAGAGUUCUGGGUGGUUUGGGAUGGGGUGUGUGUGGGUGUGUGUGUGUGUUUAUAACAUCAAGCAAGGAUUUGUUGAUGAGGGUGAGGAGCUCGUUGAUAAUGAUCUGACUAUUGCCAUUGUUUACUUUCAAUCAGAAACAGGGAGAAAACCUUCAAAGAGUGUUUGAAGUCUCUACCAAUAAAUCCCUAGUUAGUGUAAACAUUUAAUGAGACAGCAUUCAGAUUUCUAGCGGCAACAUGGUCCAGAUUCUGCCAGGCAGAGGAGUAGAAAUCAGAUCAGUAACUAGAAUCUACUUAGCUAGCCACAGCUCAGAUCUAGAAACAGAACAUGACCCCCUCCCAAAUGACUUGGCUGUUUUUUAUUUAAAAAUGUAAACUGACUCCACUACCGACCUUGUAUCUAGGUAGGUUUUCAGCUUCAAAAUGGGAUACAUACCAUGGCAGAACUGGAAGAGACCUCAGAAUCACCAUAGUGAACCGGCUCAAAACUAUGAACAGACACAGGAGAAUGGAAGCAACUUGUCAAGAAAAGCACAGCUGUUUAGUAAGGGAGGCAGGGAAGGACACUGUGACUCCAGAUGCCUGAAGCACACCUGCAUCCUUUCCACCAUAUCCAGUUGCUUACUUUUAUUCUUUUCUUUUUUUUUUUUUUUAAGGACAAAGGAGAGCAUGCUUACUUUUAUUUCAAACAGGAACUUACUCAAUAUGCCAAAACUUCUCUAAGUCUAUCAGUUUCUGUUGUCUUAACUUCCAAAUGAACAAAAAUAAAAAGCACUUAUGCAAAAUAUUGUGUUAUAUUCCAUCUCAA
Pan troglodytes (chimpanzee) is the source of this 3708-nucleotide messenger RNA. It is a transcript of the gene TNFSF10, whose product is annotated as TNF superfamily member 10. NCBI's taxonomy places the organism in Eukaryota, Metazoa, Chordata, Mammalia, Primates, Hominidae. Gene Ontology annotation, biological process: immune response. The transcript has 2 exons. The record is from RefSeq and is a predicted model, not a curated record. Gene Ontology annotation, cellular component: membrane. Gene Ontology annotation, molecular function: tumor necrosis factor receptor binding. Bases 83 to 280 code for a protein of 65 amino acids.